GAAGAAGCUCAGGAUGACGACUUUGCCAUUGAUCCAGAUGACGAAUUGCUCAUGCAUACUUACCAUACUUUACCGGACAAUUGUAAAAAGUUUUGGGGAAGAAGGUAUGACUUGUUUGGUAGGUUUGAUGAAGGAAUCUAUAUGACAUCUGAGCUUUGGUAUUCGGUAACGCCAGAAUCAAUAGCAGUCUUUGUAGCCCGGCUUUUCAAGUAUCUCAUUCCCGAUGCUAAAAGUGCCAUGGACGUCUGCUGUGGUGGAGGUGGAAACACCAUCCAUUUUGCCAAGUACUUUGAUUCUGUUGUUGCUGUAGAUAUAAAUGCAAUUAAUGUCAAGUGUACUGAACACAAUGCUCAGAUCUACGGUGUGGGUAGCAAAAUAGAUACAGUUGUUGGGGACUGGAACGAAUUGAGUAGAGUUGAGGUAGAUGGCUUGCCGAAUCAGAACUGGAUUCCACAACAUUUACGAAAUAAAGAGUUUCCACAAAAGACGUUUGAUUUCAUCUUUUCAUCGCCUCCAUGGGGAGGAACUUCGUACGAUAAGAAAGAUAACGAGUUCGACUUGUACACUAUGGAACCGUUUCCCAUCGACAAGAUGGUCAAGCAGUUUCUACAGUAUACCGAGAAUAUCGGGUUGUUCUUGCCCAAGAGUCUGAAUUUGAACCAAAUUGCACAAGUAACUCGUGAGGUUUACGGAGUUGAGGGAAAGUGCCGGGUUAUCUAUAUAUAUAGAAAAUCAUUUCUUACGGGUAUAGUGGCAUUGAUGGGGCCAGGAGUGACGGGAGCAUUGGACUAUGAGGAGCUAUUUGGGGCAGAAGAAGAGUAUAGAGAAGAUGAAGUUUAA
Molecule: messenger RNA, 840 nt
Organism: Scheffersomyces stipitis CBS 6054
Lineage: Eukaryota; Fungi; Ascomycota; Pichiomycetes; Serinales; Debaryomycetaceae
Product: RNA methyltransferase
Exons: 1
Biological process (GO): 7-methylguanosine cap hypermethylation; 7-methylguanosine RNA capping
Cellular component (GO): nucleus
Molecular function (GO): RNA cap trimethylguanosine synthase activity
Source: RefSeq, a predicted model, not a curated record